Molecule: messenger RNA, 1818 nt
Organism: Ornithodoros turicata
Lineage: Eukaryota; Metazoa; Arthropoda; Arachnida; Ixodida; Argasidae
Exons: 1
Coding region: 1-1818 (605 amino acids)
Biological process (GO): proteolysis
Molecular function (GO): aspartic-type endopeptidase activity; nucleic acid binding; zinc ion binding
Source: RefSeq, a predicted model, not a curated record
AUGCCGACGCAGGACACGCUCGUGCCCGGAUGGUUUGAGGACGUAGAGGCGACUCUAGAGGCCUAUGGGGUCCCUGAGGAGUGGCGCGCGGGGUUAGUCUUGCCGCUGUUGAGCGAAAGAGCCAGAGAAUUGUUAAACCGUCUGUCAGCAGAGGACCGAAAGAAGUAUAGCGUCCUCAACACCAAAAUUCUUGAGGGAUUGAGGCUGGCGGCGGCGGAGUAUCGGCGCAUGUUUGUAACGUCGCGAAAGGGUGUCAAAGAGUCAUGGGAACAGUUCUGGGUGAGGUUAGAGAACUACUUCGAAUACUACGUCAAAAGCUGUGAGGUAACGAAGUUCGAAGAGCUCAAGGGGCUCGUUGUAACCGAUAGACUAAAGGAGUGCUUAACUCCUGAGGCGAGGGCGUAUGUUGUCCUAAAUGAAAAUGGUAAGUAUCUCCCACCUUGCGAGCUAGUUAAACUGGCUGAGAACUAUGAGGAAAGCCAGAAAUGCAAAGCGGCAGCCGGAGUACGAGCCAGCAAGACAGGCUCCACUAAUAUGGAAUUAGCAGGUACGGAAUGUCAGGGCGGACGAAUAAAGGAACCGUCGAACCCGCAUAACAGGAAACGCUGCCAUGAAUGCAACGAAUUGGGUCAUUUCGCCAGAAACUGCCCGCGCCGAAGUCAAAGUUCGACAACUAGCGGCAAGAGCAGUCAGCAACACCGAAAUGAUUCCGCCAUAGUGGCACGGGUUUCAGUACCUUGUAUCGACGCGAACGUUUCUGGCGUCAAAACAUACGAUCAGAAAGUAGACGUUCGAGGCUUGCAAACCACAGAAAUCAACAGUUCUGACGCUACGCUGACCGCAAUCAUUGAUUCUGGUGCAGAAAUCACCAUCCUGAGGAAAUCGAUGAUCCCCAAAUUUGAAAGUGCAGGCUCGACGAUCAAACUAAGUCCAGCGUUCGGAGAGGAUGUCGAAGCCGAACUGGGAUAUGUCCCACUAAGGUUAGUUGAGGGGUUCCCUUGUGUGUCUAGCGAAUCUCAGCAACAAGGAAUACUCUGCGCCUUGACAGACGAGCUGAAAAAGGGCAUAGACGGUCUGAUCACGCCAGGAGUAUAUGAGCAGCUAAAGGGGGAAAGGGUGAUUGUAGACGUUGAGCAGAGCGAGACGAAUGAGGAUGUAACUAUAGUGGCGGACACUCGCGAUGAAUAUGAGAUUCACUUGGAUGAAGUUAACGUGUUUGCUGUAAGAGCAGCGCAGAUUCCUGCAGACAGCACAACAGAACCGCGGAGAAACGAAAUUUUUCGGAACCAACAGGAACAGGACGAGACGUUAAGGGAGGCUUGGGAGCAGAGUCGCGCGGAAACGCACGGGAUGAUGGUGAUUGACGGGUUGUUGUACCAUAGGGACUCACUCUCGGGAAGCACCAUCAAACAAUUGGUCGUACCGCGAGAGCGACGCGGAGAAGUUCUUCGGGUAGCGCACGACUCCCCAUUUGCCGGUCAUUUGGGGGAACGCAAGACACUUCAGCGCAUUAAGUUGUCGUUUCAUUGGCCCACUCUCAAAGCGGACGUAAAGGAAUACUGCAGAACGUGUCACGAGUGUCAGAUUCGGUCUCCAGCUAAGAAACUGGACCGGGUGCCAAUUGUGCCGUUGUCGCGACCGGAAGUGCCAUUUCAGAUCGUGAACAUAGACUGUAUUGGACCACUUGACCCAUCCUCGGCACGCGGGCACCGGUACGCCCUGUGCGUCGUGGAUGUGUGCACAAGGUGGCCGGAGGUAGUGCUACUGAGAUCAUUGAACGCGAAAGCGACGUGUGAGGGUUUGCUGGGCAUUUUCUAA